Hippocampus comes (tiger tail seahorse) is the source of this 1340-nucleotide messenger RNA. It is a transcript of the gene r3hcc1, whose product is annotated as R3H domain and coiled-coil containing 1. The record is from RefSeq and is a predicted model, not a curated record. NCBI's taxonomy places the organism in Eukaryota, Metazoa, Chordata, Actinopteri, Syngnathiformes, Syngnathidae. The transcript has 8 exons. The coding region runs from base 1 to 1236 and encodes 411 amino acids. Gene Ontology annotation, molecular function: nucleic acid binding.
AUGCAACCAAUAUUACCACUGUUGGGUCUGUUUCCUUUGAGCUGGCUCAAUAACAUUCAUUUCGAUUUUCUGGCCACACUGGCGUUCCCCUGCUACGACGGAGUUUAUCUCCCAAAGGAAGAGCAUGAAUUUGUGCACCAGGCCUUGGAUGAGCUGGAAACAUACCAGAAGAGUAGCCCCAAAAGUGUACUCCUGUUCCCACCUCUACCCAGCAGACUACGAUACCUGAUCCAUAAGACCGUCGAGGAGCUGCCGGAGCUCACCACCUUCUCUGUGGGAGAGAGCUGGUGUCGUCAGGUGGUCGUCUGCCCCUCGGAGCUCAGAGGCGAGGCACAGGAAGAAGACAAUGAUGCAGACUGCAACUCCAGCCUGGAUGAACAGCCUGUUAGAAGUCCUGAAAGUCAAUCUUCCAAAUCAACUCGAAUCAGAUCAUCCAGGAGGCCAGACAAGGCACUUUACACCCCAAGAGCUGCUCGGCAGAGUCUCCAGAGCCAAAACUCACAAGUCUCCCAAGGAGUCCAGGAGUCGACCUGUUCGGCCUUCAUCACCAGUCUAUCGAACUCCUGUUCCUCGUCCGAGGGAAAGUCGUCACUUGUAUUAAAAGAAGAAUCCCUUCCCACUGCAGCAGAUGGCACUGCUGACACAUUAACGGAAGGGAAAGCUAACUUGAGCGUUCAUCAGGAUGACGUGACACUUUCCCGCUUGAGUGAAAUGAGCCUUCAAGAUGACGGGAAUGAAUCUGCCACAUGCGACCUGACUGAAGAGAUCAAGACACACCUGCGGGAAGCUGUGACUUUCACCGUGCAGCAUGCAUACAAUGACUACUCCGCUUACGAGAAUGUGCUCAUCACCCCUGAGGAAUUUGGCCACGUUAUCGAGAUCUAUGACUUCCCUGCCGUGUUCAAAACAGAUGAUCUCUUGGAUGCCUUCACUGAGUACAGCGAUGGCGGAAUGAAGAUCACGUGGGUGGACAACACGCACGCCUUGGGUGUUUUCGCCACACAAACGGCAGCCCUGCAUGCCCUCUCCAUCUGCCACCCUCUGCUGAAGACUCGAACGCUGACUGAAGGCAGCAAAAAGGCCAGAGGCAAAGCCAUUCGACGAGCAGAGUUCAUUCAGCCGGUGAAGGAGCGUCCGAAGACAGACAGCGCUGUUGCUAGGCGGAUGGUGGCCCGAGCUCUGGGCCUGAAUGGACGAGGGCGCAGACGAGGGCGUGGACGAGGGCAGAGCUUCUGACAUAAAGUGUUGGCCAAUGCAGGUGACUGAACCGAGAAAAGCCAUAAGUCUCAUGUGACAAAAAACAAAACAAAAAACAAUUUAUCUAUUCAGCAAAUUAAAAA